AGAAAUACGCAAUAUUAGUUUACUUUCGACAACUUUAGAAUGGAAGUUCAAAAUUUUAUCAGAAGAUUUCACUCCGACCUAUUUUAUCUUGGAAGAAAACACCAAAAUGUUCUUACUCUUGCAAUCAAAAUUACUUUGGCCAUCACAGGAGUUCUCUGUUUUGUUUGCUUACGAAGCUGUAUGGGUCCAGAUAUAGUUGUAAUUCCAACUAUAAACUUAGAACAAGAAGUUUGGGACCAUACGGAUGAGGUGAAUGGAAUUGUAUCUGUUAAGUUAAUGUACGCAGAAGAAGACAUUUCUCAGGAGCAUAUCCAAUCGCCUUUUUUGGGAAAAUUACUUUAUGCUUCAACCAUCAUUGGAAACUGGAUAGCGGGGUUGCUUAACAUUCUCGGCAAAGUAUUCUCAUGGAAAUGUGAAAGCUUUCAUGCCAUUUUUAGAGGCCUAGAAUGGUUUUUUGCCUGCAUGGAAAAGGCAAUUGUACCUUUACCUAAGGUAACUCUUUCCAAAAUUUCGGCUGAAGAUGGAAGUUUAGUACGCAACUUGCUGGAGUUUUUGUUGGGUUUUCUUGUGGUCUGCCUGCUGACAGCUAUUUGUGUGAUUGCUACGAGGAAACAUGGAAACACUGUUCUCAGAAUCAAUUCUUUUGGGAACUGGGAAUACGCUCCAAGUCUACAGAGAGAGAUGUUCGAGAAAAAAACUAAUCGGUUUAGAAAACCAAUAUGUGAGUAGAGAUGAUCAACUUAGCAUAAACAUUAGCCUUACAUAUAAUAAAUUCAAUUGCACUUUACUUUA
Molecule: messenger RNA, 792 nt
Organism: Eurytemora carolleeae
Lineage: Eukaryota; Metazoa; Arthropoda; Copepoda; Calanoida; Temoridae
Exons: 2
Coding region: 40-729 (229 amino acids)
Source: RefSeq, a predicted model, not a curated record